Messenger RNA from Nelumbo nucifera (sacred lotus), 2003 nucleotides. RefSeq names its product pentatricopeptide repeat-containing protein At3g59040. Gene Ontology annotation, molecular function: mRNA binding; protein binding. NCBI's taxonomy places the organism in Eukaryota, Viridiplantae, Streptophyta, Magnoliopsida, Proteales, Nelumbonaceae. The record is from RefSeq and is a predicted model, not a curated record. Gene Ontology annotation, cellular component: chloroplast. Gene Ontology annotation, biological process: RNA processing.
AGUUGGCGACUAGAGGUUUUGGGUUUUAGACGUCCUUUGGGAAAGCUGAUAAGGCAGAGUGGAGUUUGCCUUGGUCAGCGAAACGUUCGUAGUUGCAGAAAUGGAAGCAAUCCAAUCGCAUUCUUUGCUCUCCUUCUCCUCUAGUAUAAGAAAAGUAAAAGUGCUUGGCCAUCCAUCACUUCCCGAGAUUAAAAUCCAUAAAAGAGGAAAGGUAAUUUCCCUUGGUAUGUUAGCACCGAGGAAGUUCAUGCAGAGGAGGAAGAAAGUGGAAGUUUUUAAAGAUGCAGCUGAUGAAGCAGAUCAGAAGAACUGGAGAAAAUUAAUGAGGGAAAUCGAUGAGGUGGGUUCAGCAGUCUCAAUCCUCAGAAACAAGAGGGCCAAAAAUGAGGCUCUUCCUAGGGACCUUGUUCUGGGUACCUUAGUGAGAUUCAAGCAGCUAAAGAAAUGGAACCUCGUCAGUGAGAUUCUUGAAUGGCUCAGAACUCAGCAUUGGUGGGAAUUUAGUGAAAUGGAUUUCCUAAUGCUUAUCACAGCUUAUGGAAAACAAGGAGAGUUCAACAAGGCAGAGAGGCUUCUGAGCUACAUGAAUAAGAAGGGAUAUCCACCAAGUGUGAUAUCCCAUACUGCUUUGAUGGAAGCAUAUGGAAGAGGAGGCCAAUAUAAUAAAGCAGAAACAAUGUUUAGAAGGAUGCAAACUUCAGGACCUGAACCUUCAGCUUUGACAUAUCAAAUCAUCCUUAAGAUUUUUGUUGAGGGGGACAAAUUUAGAGAAGCUGAAGCAAUUUUUGAGACCCUUUUGGAUGACAAGAUAUCACCAUUGAAGCCAGAUCAGAAAAUGUUCCAUAUGAUGAUUUACAUGUAUAGGAAGGCUGGAAAAUAUGAAAAGGCUCGCAAAAUAUUUGCAAAGAUGUCUGAGAGGGGAGUCCCACAAUCUACAGUUACUUAUAAUAGCCUCAUGUCGUUUGAAACCAAUUACAAGGAGGUUUCAAGUAUCUAUGACCAGAUGCAAAGAGCCAACAUUCAACCUGACGUGGUGAGCUAUGCUCUACUGAUUAAUGCAUAUGGGAAAGCCAGGAGGGAAGAAGAAGCAUUGGCAGUUUUUGAGGAGAUGCUGGAUGCGGGUGUCAAGCCAACCCGCAAAGCAUAUAACAUUUUGCUUGAUGCAUUUGCAAUAUCAGGAAUGGUGGAGGAAGCUCGAACUAUAUUCAAGAGCAUGAGAAGAGACAAAUGUAUGCCCGACCUUUGUUCUUAUACAACAAUGCUAUCUGCUUAUGUCAAUGCAUCUGACAUGGAAGGUGCUGAGAAGUUCUUCAGAAGACUGAAGCAAGACGGUUUUGAACCCAAUGUGGUGACUUACGGAACACUAAUAAAGGGAUAUGCAAAAAUGAAUAAUCUAGAUAAGAUGAUGGAGAAAUAUGAGGAAAUGCGGAUCCAGGGUAUUGAAGCCAAUCAGACCAUCUUCACUACAAUAAUGGAUGCCUAUGGUAAGAACACGGACUUCGGUAGUGCUCUAAUUUGGUUUAAGGAAAUGGGAAAUUGUGGUUUCCCUCCUGAUCAGAAAGCAAAGAAUAUCCUUCUCUCUCUGGCAAAAACAGAGGAGGAAUUGAAGGAAGCUAAUGUGCUUGUGGGAAAUGCCAACAAUAUUGUUGAAAAUAAAAUAGUUUCUGGGUUAUCCAAGUACAAUUACGAUGAUGAUGAGGAUGAAGAUGAAGACGAUGAGGACAAAGAUGAUGAUGAUGAUUACAAUGAUAGUGAGCAGAGCUUAGUAUCUUUUAAAGAAAAAUUACAUGAACCAGUGGCAACCAUUUUUGAUGGCCAAUAUCCCUUGCCUUUAGAAACCAAAGGUUUUGUUGAUGUAUAAAACAUGUGAAUUUUGUAUCAUAAAACAUCUUUAUCUUGAGCAUCUAUGCUACUUUGCAAUGCCACAAUGCCAUUAUUUGGCUUUCCAGGAUUGUUCAUCUUCCAAGACUCCAUUAAAUAGCUCUUUAUCUUUUGAGUUCUAA